Molecule: messenger RNA, 9004 nt
Organism: Alligator mississippiensis (American alligator)
Lineage: Eukaryota; Metazoa; Chordata; Crocodylia; Alligatoridae
Gene: LNPEP
Product: leucyl and cystinyl aminopeptidase
Exons: 18
Coding region: 398-3478 (1026 amino acids)
Biological process (GO): proteolysis; peptide catabolic process
Cellular component (GO): cytoplasm
Molecular function (GO): metalloaminopeptidase activity; peptide binding; zinc ion binding
Source: RefSeq, a predicted model, not a curated record
CGAGGGAAGGUUUCAAGGCUUUGACCCGCGGGGGGAGGAGAGAAAGCAGCCGCCGGAUCUGGCAGCGGCAGCAGGAGGAGGCGGAGGUUGUGAGGCGGUCGCAGCGCAGCCCGGCCCGGCCCUGCCCGGCCCAGCCCAGCCCAGCGCUGGCAGGGGAGGAGUGAGCGGCGGCGGCGGCGGAGGCGGAGGCCGGGCAGCAGAAAAUGGUCGCUCGGGGCUCAUCACCGCCGAGGCGCCGCCGCUGAGCGGGGUCCUUGCGCAGGGCGACGGGCGGGAGCGGCAGCGCCUGGGCUGGCCCAGUGGGGCCCGGGAGCAUGCGGCGGCGGCGGCGCGGGGAGCAGUGAACGCUGCAGCUGCGCGUCUCGGCGCUGCCUUCCGCCGCGGCUCCGCCGGGGACAUGGAGCCCUUCCCCAGCGAUCGAAUUCAGUUACCCAGGAACAUGAUUGAAAACAGCAUGUUUGAGGAAGAACCUGAUGUGGUUGACUUGGCUAAGGAGCCUUGCUUGCAUCCGUUGGAACCAGAUGAAGUGGAAUAUGAGCCAAGGAGUUCACGACUAUUGGUGCGUGGCCUUGGAGAACACGAAAUGGAUGAUGAGGAGGAGGAUUAUGAAUCUUCAGCAAAAUUGUUGGGCAUGUCUUUCAUGAACAGAAGCUCAGGUCUCCGUAAUAAUGGAGCUGGAUACAGACAAAAUCCAGAUGGUUCAUGCUCAGUGCCGUCUACAAGGACCAUGGUGGUUUGUGUGGUUGUUCUCGUGAUUGCAGUUUCAGUCAUAAUGGUGAUUUAUCUUCUUCCCAAAUGUACUUUUACCAAAGAAGGCUGCCAUAAAAAAAAUCAUACAAUGGAACUUGUAUAUCCUUUAGCAACUAAUGGAAAGGUAUUUCCUUGGGCAAAGAUUAGGCUUCCUAGUAACAUCAUACCACUACAUUACAGUCUCUCUUUACAGCCAAACCUAACCACUAUGAAAUUUGUAGGUUCUGUACAGAUUACUGUUAAUGUCACCCAGGUAACUUGGAAUAUCGUACUUCAUAGCUCAGGACUUAAUAUCACCAAGGCUACGCUUCGUUCAGAAGAGGGGAGUCAAGGAAAAGUAGUUGAAGUUCUGGAGUACCCAGCGCACAACCAGAUUGCAGUUGUGGCUCCUGAAGCUCUUCUUGUAGGGCAGAACUACGUCCUCAGCCUGGACUAUUCAUCUGAUUUAUCAGAUACCUACUAUGGAUUUUACAGAAUCUCCUACAAGGAUGAACAUUCUGAGAAAAGGUGGCUUGCAGCAACUCAGUUUGAACCUCUGGCAGCAAGGUCUGCUUUCCCCUGCUUUGAUGAACCAGCAUUUAAAUCCACGUUUCUAAUUAAGAUAAGGAGAGAUGAGCAACAUUCUACCCUGUCUAAUAUGCCAAAGAAUACAACUGUCCCAGUGACAGAUGGAAUAGUUCAAGAUGAGUUUUAUCCGACUUUGAAGAUGAGUACUUACCUGGUAGCCUUCGUUGUUGGAGAUCUGAAGAAUAUAAGCCAGGAAACAAACAGGACACUGGUAUCUGUCUAUGCCAUCCCACAGAACCUAGGCCAAGUUGAGUAUGCCCUAGAUGCAGCAGUGAAGUUCCUGGAAUUUUAUCAAAAAUAUUUUUGUAUAGACUACCCUCUUCAAAAAUUAGAUUUGGUAGCAAUUCCUGAUUUUCAAGCAGGUGCUAUGGAAAACUGGGGUUUGAUCGUCUUUCGAGAGACAACACUCCUUUAUGAUAACAAAACCUCUUCAGCAGUUGACAAAAAGCUGGUAACAGCAGUCAUAGCUCAUGAGAUGGCCCAUCAGUGGUUUGGUAAUCUAGUGACUAUGGAAUGGUGGAACGAUCUUUGGCUGAAUGAAGGAUUUGCCACUUUUAUGGAAUAUUUUGCCUUGAAAGAAACUUUUCCAGAUCUACACACUGAUGAAGAUUUCCUGAAUUUACAGUUCAAGACCAUGAUGAAAGAUGCCUUGAACUCCUCUCAUCCAGUCUCCUCUGCUGUCCAGUCUUCAGAGCAGAUUGAAGAAAUGUUUGAUGCACUUUCCUAUAUCAAGGGGGCUUCUCUUUUGUUGAUGUUGAAAAACUUUCUUGCUGAGGAUGCUUUUCAAGCUGGCAUUGAGAAUUAUUUGCUAAAUCACAGCUAUGGAUCCACCCAAAGUGAUGACUUGUGGGACAGCAUGAAUGAGAUUACCAAUGGAACACUAGAUGUAAAAGCAAUGAUGAAAACCUGGAUUCUGCAGAAAGGACUUCCACUAGUGACUGUUAAAAGAAAAGGAAAGACCAUUCAUGUGGAACAGGAGAGAUUUUUACGAAGUACGGGAUCGGAGAAUCAGACUUCAUCUGCAAGUUAUCUGUGGCAUAUUCCUCUUACUUACAUGACUAGCAACCGUGACCUCACUUUUCUUUUUCCUACUGUAUAUUUACUGAACCAAAAGUCAGCUACAAUUGAACUGUCGGAAGAGGUUGAAUGGGUGAAGUUCAAUGUGGACAUGAGUGGCUACUACAUAGUGCACUAUGCUGAAGAGGACUGGCAGAUUCUGAUUGACCUGCUGCAAAGAGAUCACACCGCUCUCAGGCCAAAAGACCGAGCCAAUCUGAUCAACAAUAUCUUCAGCCUUGCAGGCCUAGGAAAGGUGUCUCUGACAAAAGCCUUUGACCUGAUUGAUUACCUAACAAAAGAGGACAGCACAGCACCAAUCUCUCAAGCUUUGUUCCAACUGAAUCUCAUCUACAACCUUGUAGAAAAAAGGGGAAUGCAGGAACUUGCAGGAAGAGUAGUGAACAGAGUAGUAAAGCUGCUUGGAAACAAAAUUGAUCACCAAAUUUGGACUGACAGUGGAACCCUAUCUGAACGAGAACUGCGGUCAACAUUAUUAUCCUUUGCCUGCUCCCAUAAUUUGGGAAACUGUAGCACCACUGCCACUGACUGGUUUAAAAAAUGGAAGGAGUCUAAUGGUACAGUGAGUGUACCUGCUGACGUUAUGAAAACCAUAUUCACAGCUGGAGCAAAAACUAGAGAAGGCUGGGAAUUCCUUUUAACCGUGUACACACAUUCAGCUUCUGAAGCUGAGAAGAGCAAAAUGCUUGAAGCUCUAGCCAGCACAGAUGAUGUCCGAAAACUGAUCUGGUUAAUGCAAGCAAGCCUUGAGGGAGAACACAUAAGGGCACAAGAAUUUUCUCAUAUCAUAGCAACUAUCAGCCAGAGAUUUCCUGGACAUUUGUUGGCCUGGGACUUCGUUAAAGAGAACUGGGAAAUGCUUACACAGAAAUUCCACCUAGGAUCAUUUGUUGUCCAGAACGUUGUUAUAAUGUCAACCUGCCAGUUUUCAACAGAGGCACAUCUACUUGAGGUGAAGACAUUCUUUGAGUCAAAAUUGGAGGACAGUUCUCAACUUCACUGUGUUGAAGAAGCUAUUGAGACAAUUCAGUUAAAUAUCCAGUGGAUGGAGAAAAACUUGGCGAAGUUACAACAAUGGCUGUAGGGAGCACAGUGCCACCUGUGUGUGUGCUUGUGUGUAUGUUAGUCACUCAGAAAGCUUGUGAACUGUUGCUCUGUUGCUUUUGCAGAUGCCAGGGUAAAACCAGACAUCGCUGCAACAUUGUUUGCACUAUUAGGGGGUUCUAGUUAGCUCAGGGCACCUCUCAUCUAAGGGUUUGUUUUUUGUUUUUCUGGGGGUUUUACAGGCAGGACAUAGGUAUGUAUUUAUUCUGAAGCUGUGUUCAUCUACAGACCAGUUCUCUCCAUAAAUAACAAAUAUAUACUUAAUUUUAUGUUUAAAACAAAUGCCCUUUCAUUUGGAAUCCUGUCCUGUUUUUUCAACGUUGGGUUGAAUAUUGAAAAGGCAGCCACAAAGAGCUACCAUAAGGGCUGCUUUUCUUUGCAGACUGCUGGCUAAUCAGCAUUCUUUAUGCAAAACUGCUGAUGGCCUCUUGCUCUGUAGAUUGGUAUAUCUAUUGAGAAUCAAAUGAAAGUUUUACACAUGUAGGUGUUAAUAGUCCUGUUGAGGUACACGAGUUUGAGGGGAUGGAAGACAAAAAAAUCAAGUUUCAACUUUAGCUUUUGAUUAUCAAGGUGUUUUCUAGAAAUUAUAAGAAUAAAUAUAGCUAUUAUUAUAUAUAAUAUGUAUUUUUGUCUGAAGUGGCCAGGUGCCACUGAUACGGUAUAUGAAAAGGAAAGAAAAAGCCAAAUAGCUAGAAUUAACAAUUUAGAAAGUGGGGAUUUCCAAAAGGAUCUAUGUGACUUGGGAGCACAAAUCCCAUUAAAAGUCUGGGAUCUGUACUUUUAACUCUGUUAGACCCUUUCAGAGAACUCUCCCUGAAUUGUCAGAUUGUACUAACAGUGUCUGAGCAGCAGCACAAAAAUUGCCAUAGGAAGUUGCUCCAGGCUUGUUUAAACAUGAGACUGACUACUAAUUAGCUCUUUUGACUACUGAUUUUUCUUUCAGCACUCCUUGCAGAGGCUUGCAAUUGGUACGCUUGUGUCGGAUACUGUUUGGGUUGGUCAGUCUAUUUAUUCUUUUUUCAGUGUCACUAGUAUAAUUUGUGAGGUGCUUACUCUGUGUUUUUGCAUAAUUUUCUCACUGGGGCUUUAUUUAUGUGUCCUUCCAUUGUGAAUAAACUACUGGGGAAAAAUCCUAAAACCAAUUCAAACAAGUGACCUAAAACUAAAUUUACUCUAUCAAAAGGCAAAAUAAUCUACGUCACUAAAACAAAAUUUAGCAAACCUCAUUCAGGGGCUUGGUAUAGGCACAAAAAUGUAUUUGUAUAAGUGAAGACAGGAUUUUUAUUUUGUUUUGAAUUAAAGCGGUGGAGCUUUUGUGUCUGGACGCUUUUAAACCAGGACCCUAUUGUUUGGUUCUUUGAGUCAAAUUGCACAGACAAAUGGACAUAUCUGGUUGUAAACCAAUAUGAGAGAGUCCACAAACAAAAGCUGCAGUGAUUUAACUAAAUGGAUUUUUAGUUAAGCCGGUUCAAAAUUGGUUGUGCAGACGAAAGGUGAGAGAAAUUACUACUUCAAAGCAGGCAAAGAAUAUUUUGAAUUACAAUCAACUUGAUUGAUUGACUCUGAAUGUCACCAUUUUAAUACAGAGUUUUUGGGAUUUUUUAAGGAACAGAACUACUUUCACCUGUGAGUUGUGGUGUUAAACUAGAGUAUCUAUAAGUGGUUAGCAAAAAUUGCCAAGUGAAAAAAAGGAUUUGAUGGUUUUCACCAGUGGAUAUAUACUUAAACGAUUUAACUAUGGAGUUUUCAUUCCCAUAUUUUAUAUAUUUCUGGCAGGUUAAAACACUUUUUUCAACAUUCUCUAGUAAUUUAUUUUAAAAAUUGCUACUGCCGUCCUAACCUUGAAAUCAUUGGAAAAGAAUGUUACCCCUCGAGGAUGCAUACAACACUUUACGUUUCUCUGUUAAUGGAAAUGAACAUAUUUGGCAGGCACUGAAACUGGAUUUGGCUGUGUAUGCACUGACAGUGGAUUUCAACUUCCUUAUCAGCUAAUUAAUUCUGAUUUAAAAUCAUUGUGUUCUUGAAUUACUAGUAUUUACUACACUGUUUAGUUCUAUUUAACCAGUAACUGUCUUUGAGCUAUAUUUUUUAGUGUACUUUGUGUCAUUUUAUGUCUCUCUACAUUUGCCUCUUCAUUCUAGAUAGUGCUGUCUUCACUUCUCUCUUUCCCCUUUUGCCCACCACCACCAAUGUCAUAAUUUCAGAAGGAGCUCAGUGAGCACUGUGGAAAACUUCACUUGCCACCCCCACUCCCCCCGUUCCUAACUGGAGACUUCAGGAAUAGUUUACUAUUGUGUUCAAACAAGUUACUGGUGAUGUUCUUUGUACAAGGAAAUACUAUGCAGCUGAAUUUUAGAGUGCAAAAAUGGAGGUUUUCUUUAAAAUUCCAAGGUUUUUCAUUUUGCCAGUAUCAAUGGAUACAUUUUAGGGGUUUUAUAUGUAACUUUUUACUACAUACAUAGAUAUAAUAAUGUGGAUUCUUCAAUAUCAGUUGUUCUUUUUUCUGGACUGUAGUCUGGAGCUGGGAGCCAGCUUCUAGUAAAGUAAAGAAAGAUUCAUACUCUAUGACAGGGGUUAGAUCGGAUGUUUUUUUGAGAAGUACUAAGCAAGCUCAUCUCUUUAGUUCAGCAGGAACUGAGGAGAACUGGCACUGCUAAGGAUCAAGCCAUGACUCACACUUGAGCCUCAUUUGUCAUGUCUUUAAAUGAACAGAAUCUUGAUAGUUCUUUUGUCUUCCAGUCAAAAGAAAAGCACAUAGGUAGCAAAGUGUGCCGCUGCCUCCUUGCUAAGAGUCCAUCAUAUUUUUCUGUCAAACAUUAUAGAACAAGAGGCUGUAUACGUCUUGGGACAGUGUGUUUAUAUCUUUGUUUUUCUCAGUGAGAGAGAUUCCCACUUAACAGCUACUGGCCAUUUACCAGCAGCUGAGGGCCUCCUCCAUUUUUGUGCAAUUAUUUUUGUUAAGCAUAUAGUUAGUAAUUAUUAUAUCCAGUCACAUUUCAUAAACCUUCUUCAAACAGUUAGAAUCGCUUUAGUUUUGGUACUUGGCAGUGCCUCCAUUGGAAAUGGUAUUAAAUUGAGAAGACUAAGAAUCUAAUGGAAAACAUGGAUUACAUAGAUCUGUAAAUCAUUUUUAUAAUAUAUCACUUCUAAAAUUAGCCUACCAGGAAAACCUGUACUACUAGCUUCAUUUUUGGUUUUAGCUUUUUCCAUGGAAAACAGGCUAGCUGCUAAUGCGUCUUAGAUUUAAUUGGGAAAUAAUUGCAAGCUUAUUUUUUAAGCUAAAGUUUUUAUUUACCUUCAAUCAUUUGCACGAGUUUUUGGCUUCUUGAAUUACCUGUAGUGAGGUCAGAAUAUGUGGAGAAAAAGAGCCUGGAGUGGGUCAGACUUGGCUGUUUAAAUCUGAUUGCAGCAACGGUAUGUGUGCCUUAUGGAUUAUGUUACUAUGACAUUACAGAUAACAUGCCAGAAUAAAAAAUGGCUGUAUUUUUUUUUUGGCAGGGGUGGGGGGGCAGUACAUUCAAGUCCUUUUCACCCCAACUGUUAUGUUUUUAUUUUUUGACUGGAUGUGCCUCUAUCUUCUGUUGAAAGACACCAAGGCUGUUUUCCCAUCUCUUGCACUGAGUGGGAACUAACUAAUUUCAGCUACCUAUGAAUCCAGGAUUAUAGCUUCAGGAUUUGCAGAGGGAUAAUUUGAAUUAAUCCACAGACUUUCACUUUGGUAUAUCAAUACAUAUGCAAUAUUCAGUUUGCAUUCCCAAAGAUGUCUCCUUUCCUGAAUUUCUGCUCAUAACUUCUAGAUAUUCACAUAACUGGUGAAAAGUCUGAAAGGACUAUUUACUGAAGUUGCCUUCCUCUGGUGCAAUUUAUAAAGGCAAGUUGAAUAGGCAGAUUUGUAUAUCCUUUUGAUUUUGAAAGUGUGGCUGAUACAGUUGUAUUUCAGUAUGUUUAUUGUUAGAUAUCUUCCAGUAACUUACUACUGAAGCAAAAUUAUGUUUGCUUUGACAAAGCAAAUGAUACUAUCUAAACAGGUACCUCAUUACUCAACAUUACUGAAAUGAAUCCUCUUUACAUUUUAUUUACAAAAUCUGUUACCUAAAAUACCCAUGUCUUUGCUAGACUGACAGUGUGAUAGACAACUUUAAUUGUAGUAUUAAUUGGUUAUUGUUAUAAAUUGAAAGGCCAAAGGAAUGCUGUUUGUCCAUAGAAAUUAGAACUUUUUGUCUGUUCCUUCUGUCUUGCAACAUUUUGAAGGCUUUGACACUGUGCAUGCAUUUUAUAAGUAAUGCCAUAAGUAACAGUAGUGGCCUUAAUUAUUUUCUCUUGGUGGCCAUGUGCUGCAAGGAAGUUUGACCCUUGAAGUGAGUCCUGUUUAUGACUUCAUAUCCUUCACCUGUUCUCCAUUAGGUAAAACAUUCCUUUUUCUGACAGAUUGUAAUUGUUUUUGCUCUGCAGGAAGACAUUAUCUUUCAUUGCACUCUGAAAUUUAAAACAAUGCUGCCUCAGUAACCAUACUUUUUUGUAUGCAGUUAGAUAGUAUGUUUUUAACUUGUAUAUUUCUGAAUCCUGUUUCAUACAGUUACUUCACUUCAUCACAUAGUAAAUGUUGUUGUGUCACAUUUGGCUAUGCUGUAUAGAAAAUGCACGAGUAAACUUACUUUUACAUCAUAGUGCUAUUUAUUCUUAUUGAUUUUAUUAAGAUGCUACUAAGCGUUGAAAGAUUUUGCGUUUUUUUUAAUGAGGCAUGGGUUCACAUGAUCCUUAGAAAAAAAAAUUAAAGGAUGUUAUUUACCACAUUUAAACUCUCAGGUCAUAUUGCUAAAAAAGUUAAAACUCUAGUUUUGCUGUGUUACUUAAGCGUGCUGCUGUAGGAGAAAUACAGACUUUUAUAUGUGACAAUUUAGCUUUUAUCAAGAGCGAGAGGCAGGCAUCUUUUUUGUGUUCAUCAUAAUGGCAUUUAGCAAAUAACUGUAUAAUCUAAUAUAUCUCCUUGUAUAAAAACAUAUAGCUUGAAUGGAUUAAAAUACAUGCAAACUUGGAUUGAAUUAUUAAAAAUCAAGUAUGUUUUCUGUUCCAAGAGUUUAAAACACUGAUUUUUUUUGUAGAGCCAAAAUGAGCCCAGUAUUUCAGUCUUGAUAUAAAGGUAAUUUGCCCUUGAAGAAUGAAACCCUUCAAGUUACUUUGGAAACAUUACAAAGGGAUUACAUGUUACAUUUUAUGUACGUUAAAAAUACACAGUUUAAUGUACAAGCAUCUGUGUCUGGGCUUUGUAUGGUGGAAUUCUGGGUUGUACAAUACUUGCCUUUAGGCAAAGGGGUUUCUGAAAAUAGUAUGUGUAGAUAUAUAUUAUAUGCAAAUCUGUGUCUUGUUUCACUUAUAAAGGGAGAAAAAUCUUAUUUUCUUUAUAUUCAGACAAAUUGGUUUGCAUAUAACCAGCACUGACUUAAUGGCAUGUGUACUGCAAACACUGUUGCUUUUGUGAGAUGGGAAUAAAGUAUUUAAAUACAAA